Molecule: messenger RNA, 3004 nt
Organism: Ornithodoros turicata
Lineage: Eukaryota; Metazoa; Arthropoda; Arachnida; Ixodida; Argasidae
Gene: Tgs1
Product: trimethylguanosine synthase-like
Exons: 13
Coding region: 146-2884 (912 amino acids)
Biological process (GO): 7-methylguanosine RNA capping; 7-methylguanosine cap hypermethylation
Cellular component (GO): nucleus
Molecular function (GO): RNA cap trimethylguanosine synthase activity
Source: RefSeq, a predicted model, not a curated record
CCUGCUUGUAUGGGCAGUAUAUGGGCUUGCAGCAGCUUGCAACAAAUUUGUUUACGGCGCUGUCAUCAAAGCCAAAGCAGACCACCACGUGGUUUUGUUUACGCGCGCGAACACUACACAUGCUCGGCAUGUGCACCGAAUUUUAAUGUGCGGCACAGCGGAGUUGUUCGGCCAAGGGAUGAUUCCUGCAGGUCACAAGAGCAUUCAGUGUAGCGAUCACUAUGUAAUGCCUUGCUUACCGCAAGACAUUGAUUACUCCACAGCCGCGCUGAUAUUUUUGGACAGGGCGGCGAAACCUUACGACCCCCUCGAGGUAUUCGAAGGGCUGGAAAAAAUUAUCGACUCCGAACACGUGAGUCAACUUGGCCCCUUCGACUGCGAGCACAUCUGGCUCGUCCGCUUCACCAGUCGGGAAAUUCGAGACCGUCUCACUCGCGAACAAGGCAUCAUGUGUAAAGAUCGAACGAGCUUCUGCUUGGAGCCCCUGACUGAACAUUCGUUACACAGAGGAAGAUGCGUUCCGAAUGGGAUAGGUUGGUCUUGUGGGGCGCGGCAUCCUGACUACUGGUUGAAACUGUUGGACUGCGAUAUUUCCUCAACUGUUGGGGACACACAUUUUGGACUUUCAAGGUCGUACAGCUGGGACUGUGAUCCGGUCGGUCGGCGCUACGAAGAUUCCAUCGUUGAGUCGAGCGGUGACGUCGACGAUUACUUGGAGCUCGAAGCGCAGCAAGAAGAACUACUGAUGAAAGAGAUGGGCUUGCCGGUCUCUUUCAAGACAUCGUCCAAGUCUGCAAAAGCCAAUAAGUCAUUAGGUAUGCCCGAGGACGACACCAUCUACGCAGAAGAAAGCGACGCGUUCGAUUUAAAUAUCGAAUGGGAGAACUUUUGGCAGCAAAAUGGAGAGAAUCUUGUCUGGCAAAGCUGGGUAGACAAGUAUGGCGAUUAUAUAAAUCCUGAAUACUGCAGACAGGCUGAAUUUAGCGCAGAAAACGAAGGAGUUCGAGGAGUUGACAUCACAACAUCUGCUGGAGAAAAUGAUGCCAAACAGCACGACGAACUUAAGCCCGCGCCAGAAGAACAGCAUGUUUCUACGAAAUCUGACGAUGAAAUCUGGCAAGAACUGUGGAACCAGAAUUAUGAAGAUGUCUACAGUCAUUACUACAGCCACUUUGUACAUAAUAAGUCUAGUCCUGUAAAUAGUUCAAGCAUAACGGAUACCACGGCCGUCUCGAGUGAGAAGCUUGCGCUGAACGACAAUAACCCCGUUGUCGAGGACGACGACGCAAAACAAUUUUCCGGCGACAGCGUCGGCGACGAAAGUGGGAGACUUCCAAUGUCAGUUUAUGACGACAACAUUGCGGACGCUUUCGUGGAAGACGAGAACGCCAUUGAGGCAAUGAGACAGAUGGGGCUGCCUGCACAGUUUUGUUCAGCAAAUCAGAAGAAGUCGAAGAAGAAGAAGAAGAUGAAAAGCAAAGCAAACAUCGCAUCAGAAGCAUCCACAUGGAAAUCGUACUGGGAAGCUCACGGGAGUUCCAUCGUUUGGGACUCGUGGACAAGUACCUAUCCCGAAUUUCUGGAACCGGAAUUUCUGUCGUCUGCGGUGCUGGACCCAAGUCCACCAGAACCGUACGGAAGUGUCCCGGACUUAUGCGAAAGCGAAAUGGGAGGAAUGAACGUUACACGUGCCGAUGCGAGUUUCUGGCAGGAUCUGUGGGACAAGCACUACAUCAAGGUGUACGCCUACGAACAUCGAUUGUACAGGGAAAGUAUUUUAAAGAGAGAGCAGGCGGCUAUCUCCGUGAAUGGAAACGCCGACGGGGCGGGGGAAGAGUACGACAUGGAGAGUUCUCCGAGCGAAACGAGAGGAACCAGCCGGAACGCGAACGGAGGAGGAGAUAGCUCUCUUAGUAACAAGGCGACAGAUGGCACAACGAGGAACAGAAGUCCGAGCAACGGAGACGGUGGUGGGGGUGACGGGGAUGAACCGCCGGACGAAAGACCCGUGAAGAUAAAAAAGAGUCACGAAGAAGACUGUAACUCGGACGAAGAGGAUGCAUUUGGGGCUCUUCUUGCUUAUGGGGUUGCACUGCGCGAUAACCUGAGGAUGAAGAAUGUGAAAGCGCACGUGAGAAACAAAAAGAAACGGAAGAAACUUCGCAAGCAAGGAGGCCUGAGUCAUCCUACGGGGUCACAUGGCACGGAGGACACGGCGGAAGUGCAGGCCUGCAGUGGAGAAAUCUCCUGGCCAGACUAUAUCAAGGAGAGACCUCAGCUGCAAAAGUACUGGGCCCAGAGGUAUCGACUCUUCUCAAAAUUUGACAGGGGCAUCCAACUUGAUGAAGAAUCCUGGUUUUCUGUUACACCGGAACAAAUAGCCAAGCACAUAGCCAGAAGAUGCAAAGGGGACAUUGUCAUUGAUGCCUUCUGCGGUGCUGGAGGAAAUACCAUUCAGUUUGCUCGUGCCUGUCCACUUGUGAUAGGGAUUGACAUAGACCCCAAGAAAGUGGAGAUGGCUCAAAACAAUGCCGCCGUCUACGGGGUCCAAAAUAAGGUGGAAUUCAUCGUGGGAGACUUCCUGCACAUCGCUCCAACACUCAAGGCAGACGCCAUCUUCUUCAGUCCGCCAUGGGGAGGACCCACAUAUCAGCAACAGAAGUCGUUCGACCUCAGAGACAUCGUGCCAGACAUUUUCAACGUCUUUGCAAUCUGUCGUACUAUUACAAGUAACCUUUGUCUUCUGGUCCCAAGAAACACUGCGGCUGAUCAGCUUGCAGAACUGGCCGGACCCGGAGGACGAGUUGAAAUAGAGCAGAAUUUACUAAAUGGGAAAAUCAAGACGAUAACGGCUUACUAUGGAGACCUCAUCACAAGAUCAUGAUCAAUCAUCCUUCAAGUCACGGUAUCCAUCUUCCGAUUUUUGAAAAUGUGGCAAAUAUUGCGUUAUAUAUAGUUUGCACAAACAUACUAAAUAUCAUAAUAAAACGCAACCUGCAUUGUC